Molecule: messenger RNA, 3180 nt
Organism: Momordica charantia (bitter melon)
Lineage: Eukaryota; Viridiplantae; Streptophyta; Magnoliopsida; Cucurbitales; Cucurbitaceae
Source: RefSeq, a predicted model, not a curated record
AACUGAGCACAAGAACGGACAAAGAAAAAUGAAAGAAAAAGGGGAAGAGUUAGAAACAGACCAUUUCCACGACAAUUCCUCGGAACAAUUUCUUCAGAUUCUCUGCAAAUUUUCAGAAACCCUAGCGAUUUGAGAGGAUACAGAGCAUUCCCUACUCCAAAACACCGGUAGUGGGAGAGGUAGAGCGGGAAGAGAGAGAUGAAGACGGGUUCGCAGUCGGAAGGACCUUCAGCUCCGGCGCUUCGACGGGACCCGUAUGAGGUGUUAAGCGUGUCCAGGGAUUCCACUGAUCAGGAAAUCAAGACUGCUUAUAGGAAGCUUGCUCUCAAAUAUCACCCGGACAAGAAUGGCAGUAACCCUGAAGCUUCUGAACUCUUUAAGGAGGUUGCAUAUUCUUAUAACAUCCUAUCUGAUCCAGAGAAGAGAAGGCAAUAUGACAGUGCUGGCUUUGAGGCCCUUGAUGCUAGUGGCAUGGAUAUGGAAAUAGACUUAUCCAAUCUUGGAACUGUUAAUACCAUGUUUGCAGCUCUGUUCAGCAAGCUGGGUGUUCCUAUUAAGACUACAAUUUCUGCUAAUGUUCUUGAAGAAGCUCUGAAUGGAACUGUUACAGUCAGACCUCUUCCUGUUGGAACAUCAGUUAGUGGCAAGGUUGAUAAGCAAUGUGCUCACUUUUUUGGUGUGACAAUUAAUGAGGAACAAGCUCAGGCAGGAAUUGUUAUAAGAGUUACUUCAACUGCACAAAGCAAAUUCAAGUUGCUCUUUUUUGAACAAGACUUCAAUGGCGGCUAUAGUUUGGCCUUACAGGAAGAUAGUGAGAAGACUGGGAAAGUAACGUCUGCUGGGUUGUAUUUUUUGCAUUUUCAAGUGUACAGGAUGGAUUCCACGGUCAAUGCGUUGGCAAUGGCUAAGGACCCUGAGGCUGCUUUCUUCAAGAGGUUGGAAGGUCUUCAGCCUUGUGAGGUCUCAGAGCUAAAGGCUGGCACCCAUAUUUUUGCUGUUUAUGGAGAUAACUUUUUUAAGACUGCUUCAUAUACAAUUGAGGCACUCUGUACAAAAACUUACGAAGAGACAACAGAAAAGCUGAAAGAUAUUGAGGCUCAAAUCUUGAGAAAGAGAAAUGAGCUACGUCAAUUUGAAACAGAAUACCGGAAGGCAUUAGCACGCUUCCAAGAAGUGACCAACAGAUACAACAAGGAAAAACAGUCUAUUGGUUGGGAGGAUCCAACUGGGAGAUAUCUUCUGAAAUGAAGAACUUAGACGGAAACAAAAAAACAUAGUUAGUUUGCUCAAAGUGGUAGAUGAGUACUAGUGUUUCUUCAACCUGAUUUGUUCACUUCAGAGUAAGGCCCCUGGGCUUGAUGUGUUCCCCUCAGGGUUCCUAAACAAUUCGCAAAACAUUAUCAAACCUAGAGUUCCUUGAAUUUUUUGAGAAGGGGAUUGUAAUACAAAUGGAAAUGAAAUAUAUAUAAUCUUCAUGCGCAAAAGAGUUGAUAUGAAGGAGGUGAAGGAUUUGUAGAUUAUAAUACUGACUAUCAGUCCUUAUUCCUGCAAGAAGCACCCAUGGUUAGACUUAAGGCCAUCCCUCCCGAGACAAUAUCUGAAUUUCAGACAGCUUUUGUGGGUGUUGUGGCGGUUGCCAAUCAUUGAUUCAGUUCUUGUGGUUAAUGAAGUGGUGGAAGAUUGGAGGAAAGGGUUUGUUUCAAAACUUGAUGAAAAGGCUUACAACCUUAUUGAUUGGGUUUCCUGCAUACUAGGAAAUUAAUGCUUUGGUGUGAUCCUGUGAGGUGGAGAUCUCGGAUUAGAAGUUGCCUUUGAUCAGCCAAUUUCCCGGUGAUAUUAAAUGGAAAGCCAAAAGGCAUGCUAUUUUCCAAUAGAGGCAAUCAAGUGGAUACUUUAUCUCCCUCUUUUUGUGUUAGUGACUCAUAGCUUGAGCUGAAUUAUUUCAGGGGCACAAUGUUUUAAGUUAGUGGAAAGCUUUAUGAUUGGAAGCUCUAACAGUCGCAUAUGUUUGCAGACUAUGUAUGGCUCUUAUCCUUUAUGUCUAGGCAAUACUGAUAAUCUGAUUAACUUGAAAUGCUUCAAAUUGAAUUCUGGUUUAAGAGUCGAUCUUGGUAAAGUGGCAGUGGUAUCAACCUCUUGGAGGAGGAAAUGGAAGUGUCUGGUGUAUUUUCUUGCUUGAGUAGUGGCUUUCCCAUUAAAUAUUCAGGUUUUUCUUUAGGUGGGAAUCCAAGGAGCGGUACCUUAUUGAAAAAAUUUAGAUGGGGAUCAAGAAAUUGAGGAAGCACCAAUUUUUUUGAAGGGGCUGAUGCUGACUAACAUUGGCACAGUCAGUUUUAAAUAUCCUUCCAAGCUAUUUCUUAUUGGUAUUCAACGCUCCCUCAAAGAUAGCCAUAAACAUUUGCAAUAUGAUUGUUUUUGGAAGGGCCUUAUCUUGAUGGACGAUCUCACCUUGUGAAACGGAGUAAAAUUGAGCUUCCUUUUGAUUUUGGCGGUCUCACUUUUUGUGGGAUUGCAAAAAGGAACAUAGCAUUCCUUCUUAUGUGGCUUAGGAGGAGUGGAGAAGCAAAAUAUGUGGCAUAAAAUUAUCACUAAUAUUCAUGGUCAGGAUAAGCAUGGCUGGUACUCAUCUGAAUAAGCUUUGCACUAAAAGGAGCCCUUGGAGGCAUAUUUUUGCCUGCAAAAUCUGUCGAAGACAGUCUCUUUCCUUGUGUGCAAACUGAGAAGGUUACAGAAUAGAAGUUUGGUAAGAUGUUUGAUUGCUGGGUUAUGGGUACGUAAUUUCUUACAUUCUCCAAGAUUGUUUCUACCUACCAAUUCCCAAAUCAGCAAUGGUUUUCAACUAUUGGAAUGAACAAACAAGCUCCUAGGCUUUAAAUCUCUUCAGAAAAUUUGAGAGGUUGAAGAAUGGCUUGCUCGGCCCAUGAAGAAAAUGUUAUCCUCUCGACUAUAGAGAGGACAUGAGAUGCGACUAUCAUGGGUUGGCCUGAAGGUCAUCGGGCCAAGUAAGAAAAGUAAAUUGCUUGGAGGGGAAUGAGUUCAAACUAUGGUUGCUACCUACAUAGGAUUUAAUAUCCUACGAAUUUCUUUGUCAACUAAUUGUAGGAAGGUCUAGUUGUCUCAUGAGAUUAGUUAAAGUUCACAUAAGCUGACUUGGACACUCAUUGAUAUUUAAAAAAAAAA